UUUUAAGUGGUUUUGUUCAUAUUAAAUUAAAAAGUCAAUAUUUUAUUCUGAAUCUAUAAAGAAGUCAGAAUAUAAUGUGAAUUAUUUUUUAACUAGGUGACAGGGGUUAACGGAUCCAUUUAUUCUCCAGGAUUACUCUUGACAGCCUGAUUCUUCAGUAUCAACAAGCCACACAAUUUUGUUUAGUUUAAUUUCACCAGGAUAAAAAGACUUCCUGAAAUUCCUUCUGGUCAAUUAAUUCAGCUAAAAUGAUCAGUCCUUAUAAUCUCAUGAGAUUGCACAAAUUUUCAUCAUACCCCUUUGUAUUACUAUUUUAAAUUGCAUAAAUAACAUGUGAAUAUAUGCUCACUGGCAGGGAAAUGUAGGUUUUUGCUGAAAAGGGUAAGGGAGACAUGAAUAAUGAAAUCAAUCAAAAUUAUUGAUACCAAUAAUGUAAGGCAUUAUUCUUGAGGUAACAUGUUACAUGUUAUCUAAUCCUAACGAGGAAGCAACAGAGUUGGAAUUUAGAUUUAGGUCUGAUUAUCAAAUUGUAGUAAUCAAACUGUGAGGUGAUGAAGGCUGUAUUAAUACUGGAGCAGUGAAAACAGUGAAGUAAUUAAUACAUAAGAACAAAUUUGAAAGUAACAUUAACAAAUUGUGAUAAUCUGUUAAAAUUAGGAGAUGUAGAAGAAGAAUGAACCAUAAAUAACUCUAAAACUUGAGAAGCUAUGACAAUGAAGACUAGGUUUUGUUAGUUAUACAGGAAGAAAUAUCUAAUAGGUAACUCUGGAUAUAAUAGAAUGGCUCAGGUAAGAGAAAAGAACUAGAGCUGUCUGUUAUUUUUAUCUCAGGUGUAGAGAUUACUCAGACCUUGGUUAAUGACACUCUCAUUCAUGUAUGACCUACUUUUAUUGGGCAAUUACUGUUAAAAAUAUAGUACGCACUCACAGACCUACUAAAUGACCAAAGUUAAGAACUUGUUAAUAAUUACAUGAAAUCAUGUCCACCUCCCUCCUACCAUAUUUUCUCCUGCCACAAAAGGAAACUUUAGCCCCAGAUGGUUUCACUGGGAAGUUCUUGCAAACAUUUAAGGGAAAACUAAUACCAAUUCUGCAUGAAACAUAAAGAAAAGGAAGAAAUUUCUUAGGGAAAAUUAAAGAAAAGGAAAUACUUCUCAACUCAUUCUAUGAGAACAGUAUUACUCUGUUAACAAAAACAGACGUUAUAAGAAAAAAAAAUCUGCAGACCAAUGUGCUUUAUAAACAUGGAUGCAAAACUUCUCAAAAGUUUUUAUCAAAUUAUCAGUAUGUUAAAGGAUAAUGCAUGAUGAAUUUUAUCCUGGGAAUAUAAAGUCUAUCAAUGCAAAGAAAUAGAGGAAAACAACAGAAUGGAAAAGACUAGAGAUCUCUUCAAGAAAAUUGGAGAUACCAAGGGAACAUUUCAUGCAAAGAUGGGCUCAAUAAAGGACAGAAAUGGUAUGGACCUAACAGAAGCAGAAGAUAUUAAGAAGAGGUGGCAAGAAUACACAGAAGAACUGUACAAAAAAGAUCUUCACAACCCAGAUAAUCACGAUGGUGUGAUCACUCACCUAGAGCCAGACAUCCUGGAAUGUGAAGUCAAGUGGACCUUAGAAAGCAUCACUACGAACAAAGCUAGUGGAGGUGAUGGAAUUCCUGUUGAGCUAUUUCAAAUCCUGAAAGAUGAUGCUGUGAAAGUGCUGCAGUCAAUAUGCCAGCAAAUUUGGAAAACUCAGCAAUGGCCACAGGACUGGAAAAAGUCAGUUUUCAUUCCAAUCCCAAAGAAAGGCAAUCCCAAAGAAUGCUCAAACUAUCGCACAAUUGUACUCAUCUCACACGCUAGUAAAGUAAUGCUCAAAAUUCUCCAAGCCAGGCUUCAGCAAUACAUGAACCAUGAACUUCCAUAUGUUCAAGCUGGUUUUAGAAAAGGCAGAGGAACCAGAGAUCAAAUUGCCAACAUCUGCUGGAUCAUAGAAAUAGCAAGAGAGUUCCAGAAAAACAUCUAUUUCUGCUUUAUUGACUAUGCCAAAGCCUUUGACUGUGUGGAUCACAAUAAACUGUGGAAAAUUCUGAAAGAGAUGGGAAUACCAGACCGCCUGACCUGCCUCUUGAGAAACCUAUUUGCAGGUCAGGAAGCAACAGUUAGAACUGGACAUGGAACAACAGACUGGUUCCAAAUAGGAAAAGGAGUAUGUCAAGACUGUAUAUGUAUGUAUGUAUACAUAUGUAUAUAAGUAUGUCAAGAUUGCCAGGAGAAAUAUCA
Molecule: messenger RNA, 2259 nt
Organism: Dama dama (fallow deer)
Lineage: Eukaryota; Metazoa; Chordata; Mammalia; Artiodactyla; Cervidae
Exons: 1
Coding region: 1367-2230 (287 amino acids)
Source: RefSeq, a predicted model, not a curated record